AUGGAAAAUACCAACGAUCCAGAAAUCCCAAGGACACAACCCGUUGGUGAUCUACCCCCGCAGGCUGUUCACCGAACAUCGACUGUUAGCACACUACACCAUAAUCAAUUCGAUGAUUCUUUUGUGUCCAGAGUACGUUCAUUCUUCAGAAGAGAAGACCAUAUAGGUCAUGUCUCCCGACACCCCCUACGAGAGAGCGAGGUUGAAAUUCAUACGUGGGAUGGUCCGGACGACCCCGAGAAUCCUUUCAACUGGAGCAAAAGCUACAAAUGGGUGUUGACCUUGACAGUCUGUUUUAUAUCCAUUCUGACAGGUCUUCCUGCUGGGUCAUACGGGGAGGGAAACGACUACAUGGAGAAACUGUUCCACGUACAGAACACGCCAUUCCCCAAUUUAGCAUGGGCUACAACAUCCUGGAACAUGGGAGCCGCCUUUUGGCCGCUCAUCUUCGUUCCGCUGACCGAAUCCACGGGCCGCAUGCCGGGAUAUUUUGUCGCCUAUUUUAUCCUCGUGAUCUCGCUAUUCCCAUCGGCAUUUGCGCAGAAUUUUGCAACCCUCGUGGUGACCAGGUUCUUUGGUGGUGGUGCUUCAUCCGUCAGCAUCAAUAUCGUUGGUGGUAGCAUUAGUGACGUGUGGUACGGCAAUGAAGCACGCAGUCUCCCAAUGUCACUGUUUGGAUUUACCAGUGUUGUUGGAAUUGCACUGGGACCAUUUGUCGGGGGUGCGAUUCAGACCAUCAACAAAACCGACCCAUGGAGAUGGAUAUUCUAUAUCCAAAUCAUCUAUAACGCCGCAUUGAUCCCAGUCUUCUGGCUUAUACUCAGAGAGACUCGUGCUGACGUGAUUCUGAAGAAGCGAGCCAAAAAGCUUCGUGAAAAGACCGGCAGGCCAAUCUACGCAGAAGCUGACCUGGACACGACCAGUGUAUGGAAGCUACUCCAAAUUUCGUUCGAGCGACCUACUCGAAUGCUUCUGACGGAGCCAGUCGUUAUAUUCUUCACACUUUGGGUGAGCUUCGCAUGGGGGAUUCUUUACCUGUUUUUCUCGAGCGUCUCACAGACAUAUGGCAAUAACUAUGGCUGGGGUACAUUUACCACCGGCCUUGUCCAACUCGCCAUCUCUGCCGGUGCAGUGAUCGGGACAGUCAUCAAUCCCUUGCAAGACUGGAUUUAUCUCCGCUCGGCCAAAAGAAAUCGUGAACAACCUGGGCGACCGAUCCCCGAAGCUCGCCUUUAUACCUCGAUCCCUGGUAGCUUACUUUUCGCGGGCGGCUUAUUCUGGUACGGAUGGGGGAGUGUUGGGGAUGGAUCCAUUCACUGGAUUGUGCCAACCCUCGGUAUAGGGUGCGCGGGCGUGGGGAUUUAUAGCAUCUAUAUGGCUGUUGUGAAUUAUCUCACCGAUGCUUAUGAGAAGUAUGCCGCCUCGGCUCUGUCUGCUGCUUCGUUGGGGCGGAACACAUUUGGCGCUUUCCUGCCCCUUGCAUCUUACCAACUGUUUCAAACACUGGGCUAUGGAUGGGCUGGAUCACUGCUGGGGUUUGUCGGUAUUGCUCUUUCCAUUGUACCCGUUGUCUUGGUACUCAAGGGACCGGACAUUAGACGCCGCAGCCCGUUCAUGCGCGAGUCGAUGUUCGACUCGGGAGAGGUUGUUGACUCGGAGGGGCCGGAAAAGGGUGAUAUCUGA
This is a messenger RNA of Penicillium verhagenii, 1683 nucleotides long. RefSeq lists its product as uncharacterized. Gene Ontology annotation, molecular function: transmembrane transporter activity. The transcript has 4 exons. The coding region runs from base 1 to 1683 and encodes 560 amino acids. Lineage: Eukaryota; Fungi; Ascomycota; Eurotiomycetes; Eurotiales; Aspergillaceae. Gene Ontology annotation, biological process: transmembrane transport. The record is from RefSeq and is a predicted model, not a curated record.